Molecule: messenger RNA, 5369 nt
Organism: Pieris brassicae (large cabbage white)
Lineage: Eukaryota; Metazoa; Arthropoda; Insecta; Lepidoptera; Pieridae
Product: WD repeat-containing protein 20
Exons: 4
Coding region: 835-2586 (583 amino acids)
Molecular function (GO): protein binding
Source: RefSeq, a predicted model, not a curated record
AGUAUCUUCGCUUGGUAUCUUAUAUAUUCUUGGUUUAUCUCCCGGCAAAGCAUUUUAUUAAUAAGUUUUUAACAAAAAGUUAGUUUUAGCACUAGUUGUUUUGGGCGUAGUAUUGCUUUCUAUCUGAUUGCUAAGUUUUAUUGUAAAUAUUUCAUAUUUGGUUUUAAAUAAAGCAAAUGAAAAUAAAUUAUUUGUUAAUGUGUAUGUUAUAAAAGUAAAUGAAUUCAUAUGCGGUCUGUUAGGCGUGGGCUAGCUUAGGUGUAAGUUAUAUAGCUAGUACGUUUUAUUUAAGCAUCUCCAUACAAAAGAAUGAACCUAACUUAAUUCCAGACAUGAAUACUAGUUGCAGAAAAGUAUUUAAUAUACAAAUUCGGUAGACAUAGAGCUUACAAUAGCCUACCUACGAUUUAUAUUAUUUUUUAAGCAUUGAGCACAGACCAAGUCUAUUCUAGAACGGUAGAAAUAUUUGAAACGGGUUUGCACACCAAGAAAUUUCACAGUUUAAUUUCGCAUUACGUGACAUCAAAGUCUAUAGGCACUUUUUUUAAUGUGGUUGAACAGCGUCAAUGUCAAGUAUCAAUACUCAAUCGGCAUUGACUACUUGACAAGAUGAAAUUGUCAAACUAGAACCACUAGAGUCAAGGACUAUUUUAUUCUUAUUCGAAUUUUGUUUUAUUAAACACAAUAACAGGUUUAUGAAGCUUUUAAUCCAAAGAUAUGCAUAUAAGCAAUGGAUUUUGGGUAUCAGCGAUCAAAUUCACUUGCUAGUUGAGGUGCCUGUACACAGUCGAGCUAACCAGGCGGUCUCGAUGCAUAAAAACAGGAUAUGAUAACAUGGCCGUGCAAUCUGACUCCGGCGGGAAGGACGAUGUGAAGACACAGUUCGUAACGAGAGAAGGGACGUACCGGUUGAUGACGCUUUCGGAGUACUCACGGCCUAACCGUGUGGGUUAUACCAGUGGCUCUGGUUCCACACAUGUUCGAGUCUCUUUGGUGACUUUGCCUCCUGGGGCUGCACCCGGCUCUGAUGGACCUACCUCUGAAGACAGAAUUUGUUUUAACCAUGGAAAAGAGCUAUAUGUGUAUGUGUAUAAAGGCAUUAAAAAGGCAGCAGACCUCACAAAACCAGUGGAUAAAAAGAUGUAUAAGGGCACAAACCCAACCUGUCAUGACUUCAACACGGUCACGAUGACACCAGAUAGUGUUUCAUUAGUCAUAGGCUUUUCUACCGGCCAAAUACAAUUAAUAGAUCCUAUUAAGAAAGAAUUAAGUAAACUUUAUAAUGAAGAGAGACUGAUAGAUAAGAGCCGAGUCACAUGCAUUAAGUGGGUACCAGGCUCAAGUAACCUUUUCAUAGCAGCGCAUGCCUCGGGCCAACUAUAUGUGUACAAUGAGGAGUUAACCUGUGGGACCACAGCACCACAAUAUCAACUUUUCAAGCAUGGUGAUGGCUACUCAAUACACACUUGUCGGACUAAGAGUACUAGAAACCCACUUUACAGGUGGAUAAUAGGUGCGGAGAGCUGUAUAAACGAGUUCGCGUUCUCUCCGUGCGGCACGAAUCUGGCGGUUGUCUCUCAGGACGGCUUCUUGCGCUGCUUUCACUACGAUACCAUGGAACUCGUCGGACGAGCGCGCUCCUACUUUGGCGGCUUUCUCUGUGUCUGCUGGUCACCAGACGGGAAAUACGUUGUGGUGGGAGGAGAAGACGACCUUGUUACCGUCUGGUCCUUCAGCGAAAGGCGGGUCGUGGCUCGGGGUCAAGGGCACAGGUCAUGGGUCUCGGUGGUCGCCUUCGACCCAUACAUAGUCAGCUUGGGUGAGCCGGACACGGAAGAUACGCGCGAGGACAAAAGUGAAAGUGCACAGAGUUACAGGCUAGGCAGUGUUUCUCAAGACACACAGUUGUGCUUCUGGGAUUUAACCGAAGACGUUCUCAAACCGGCCGUGCGAGCGAGAGCAUCUACCCACCUUUCCCCCAAUAGCAACAAUAUUUGCUCGAACGGUAUCCCCAGUACGAAAGUACUGCAAAAAUGUCCCAAAAACAACAAAAUCGGGCAUAAACAUGCGGAAUUAGGUGGAAAUAACGCCGCGGGCGAACCUUCCGCCGCGAAAGCAGCUAAAUCGAAAACGAAUAACAUUUCCACUUUGAAUAUCAACGUCGGAAAGGCGAAAGAGGAAGCGUGCGGGUCGUUGGGGGUUAAUUUUACGCAACGGCUAGCAGCCUUGUCUUUCGGGGAACGUCGGUCAGAUCACAGACGAAACUUCAGCUUGACAAAGAGUACAGAUAAGUCAUCGGCGGCAAAUACGGUAGCGUUAAGGGGGAAGUCAGCGGGGGCGCAAACGAACGAUAGCUGUGACCCCGUUAAGUUAAUAGGGACUCCGUCGUGCCCCCGUUUCGACGAGUGUCCCGUCCUAGAGCCGCUCGUCUGUAAGAAGAUAGCGCAUGAGAGGCUAACGGCCUUAUUGUUUCGGUCGGAGUACUUUAUAACUGCGUGUGCCGACGGGUGCGUGAACACUUGGUCCCGGCCUCUGCGUUCUGCGCCCGGCCCGACCCGCCGGGACCGCGUUGACCUGACUGACUAGCACGAACUUUGUCAGUUGUACCAACUGUAUUGCUCCAUUUAUCAUGCCUGUUUUAUAAAUUUACUCUUCAUAGUUUGUAUCAUAAUAAGUAAACCUAUUGAUUAUUUGUUAUUAUGAAUAUAAUUUUACCACAUCUUCGGAGUGGUAAUGUGUGGUACAACUAACAGGAGUAGAUAUAUUCGAUGUCUUGCUUCAAGGCUACCAAUACUUUAAUGCCUUGGUCAUUUCAACUGAUCAUCUUAACAACCGGUAAAAGACUGUUUAUUUAUAAUAAUAAUGCAGAAUAAUACGAAAUGUCAAAAUGUUAACUAACAAAUAGAAAAGUAGUCUAGGUACUUUUUAAAAGUCUUUUUUGAGAAUAUAUUUUAUAUGUUAUUUGGAGCAAGAUAUUAAGUGAUAAAAGGCGUGUUAGAGAUUAUAUAAACUUGUGUAUAGUAACUAUAAGCCACCGGCUCUUGUAAAUAUAGGAUAGCGAUCGCAAUCCAAGAUUGUCCGAGUCGCCACUAUUUCGGCUGUUAAUACUUUAUCGAUAUAUUAAAAGUAUGUUUCAUUUCAUACUCUUAAAUGUUUUUAAGGAUCAACAACAUAUUGUGGUACCGGUGAGUUGCAUUAUGUGAUUUACCCUUACUACUUGUAUUGAAGAAGUAAAACUAGUUUGAUUGAGGAGAUUAAUUUUCCUGAUUGGGUUAAACUGGAACAUGCUUUUAAAACAUCAUAGGCUUGGAAGGGGCAUUAUUGUAACGGUUAUUACAUAAUACCUAAUUAGUUAGAAAAAUGAGUAUAAAUGCACCACCAUAUAUAACUCUUUGAGUUUAUACUCUUAAAAUUAUUUAUUUAAUAAAUUAUAUUGUUGUAUUAUAAUGCGGUUUCGAUUCGAAUUAAUAAUUUCGUAUUGUGAAACAGUGUGGUGCGGAAAUAAGUUUCUGUAAUUUGUAAAAGAGGAUUGGGCACAUUGUAUCACUAUGUCAAUUUACAAUGUAGAAAAUCUUGCGGGAAACGAUUACGAGUAUCGUUUUGAUAAUGAAGAAAUUGUAUAAAAGUAUGGUCUUGUACAAGCACAAAAGAUUUAAAGAAAACAUCGUUCCUUUUUCUAAAUUCACAAAAACAAUUUUCUUCUUCUACUGACUGUUCAUACCUGCCAAGUUAUGAACUGCUGCACCUUGUUUAAGAAAAACUAAAGUGAUAUAGGUACUAGGCAAUUUAGACUUGUACUAUGGUAUGUCUUAUUCUAUUAUUGACAUCAUAUAUUUAGAUAAAUUAGUUAUUAAUUUGCCAACUUCAUAGUACACAAUCCUAUAAACUGAUAAGACACUUGAUUAUUUUUUUAUAGUUUCUGUGUAAACGAAAAAAGGAAGUAUUAAAUGGACAUAAUCAUUGUAAUUUUCAGAUUAACUCCUAGACCAUAGAUAAUAUUGCAAUCAUAUAAUCCGUUAGUUCUCGAGUAAAGGCACCGCUACGUGCCAAUUCAAUGCCCUUUAAAAAAAAUCUACGCGUUACUACUACUAAAAAUCUCGCACAGGUUAUUUUAAUAGGGAUAACCUAAAAAUAUAUUGUCUUUGACAACUUAUAUGACGGUUCUCGUCUGGAAGUGUCAGGGUCAGUUUUGCACAUUCCCAUUCCCGCCGAUUAUGUUGGUGAUGGCAUGUAAGAAAAAUGUUUCUUUAUAAAAUUCAAUGAUAAAAACUGAACUGAUUAAAAGUAAUGAACUAGUGCACAUACUAGCGCCAUUUUAACUUUAUAACAUUACAAUUUCAUAUUGGUUUAAUUAUUAUGAAUAUUUAAAAUUACUCUGUUAUACAAAUAUGAAUGAAUGAAUAUUGUUUAAUUAUUUGCGAUUAAAGCAUUUAUUCAAUUAUCUUGUAUAAUCUAUUCAAACGAGCAUCUGGUCAAGUUUUAAUUUAAAAAAGAGUAAAAUUAGAAUAUAUAACUUACAGUUACAAAAUCGCUAUAUAUAUCGGUCUUAUUAAAGACUAAAAAAAAAAAAACUCCUCUAGGUGUCAUAAGUCAUAUUUAUGCUGCUCGUUGCGUCUUAUUAUAUUUUCCGCUUUAUGUGUAUAUUUUGUAAUAAACAUACUUCAGUGCUCAUUCAAAAUAUUUUUUCAUAAUUUUGUUGUAUAAAACGUAAAAGACCUUUUUUCUUAGUUUAUUAGAAAUCUAGUCCAAAAAUUGAAUUAAUGCUUUAAGAACAAAACACUUAACAUGUUAAUUGUUAUAUUGUGUUGUAUAUAGUCAAUCAGUAAAUAAGGAAUAUUGUUUACUUUAGCCGCAUUUAUAUAUUAGUGAAUCUUGAGUCAUGAGCAAAAGGUUGUAGGGAAAAUAUUUCCUCGUGUUUUAUAAGAAAUUUUCUCUACGGAAAGGAACUUUUCUGAAGGAGGUCUCGUGAAUCUUGCUUAUGGCAUUACAUAUGAACAUCAAACAAAUUAAUGGAAACUUACGUAAAACUAGCAUUGCAUCUUCCACUGAGUUUAUUGUUUUUGGUGCAUGUGUUAACAAAAUAGUAAUGUGUAACCAUAUCUACAUAAUAAUGUAUUAUUACCUAAGUUUUUGUGAAGGAAGAUGACAAAACUAUUUAAUGUAUAUAAAUUUGUUUCAUGUUUGUUGUCAUAACAAUAUUCACAAGAUCCAAAUAUGAGAAGCCGAAUGUUUUUAAAAACAAAUGUUUGUUAUUUGUAUGAGGCGUUGAAGGAGUUUGUUCACGCUUGACUUGUUAAUUUAUUGAAGUUUUUAAACUAGUGAGACACGAAUUUUGAGCCUAUCGAGUUUAUGAUAAAAUAAAUAGACGA